AUGUUCACCGAAAUCAAGAACUACUUUGCAUUCAAGACUUAUCAAUCUGAAGUUACGACAUCAACGAAAGGCCUCGACCCAUGGGAGAAAGCAUUAUUUGACUCCUUAGUAUUUGUAAGCAUCACUCUAUUGACGUAUACGACGUUCGCAACACUCCCAGAUCAAAUGCUAUCGGCAAAAUUUGAUGAUCUCAAUGCAUUACACUUUUAA
Molecule: messenger RNA, 210 nt
Organism: Paraglomus occultum
Lineage: Eukaryota; Fungi; Glomeromycota; Glomeromycetes; Paraglomerales; Paraglomeraceae
Source: the annotation of a GenBank genome assembly